UGCGUGCUGUGUAGAUGUUAGAAGUCGGGAGUAAAGGAACUGAAUGUAGAUGUAAAUGAAACAGAAGGCAGGUUAAUUGUGAGAUUAAGUGUAUAUGUGUGUAUUUGCGGAGUUAAUGCGUGUACGGUGUGUUUAAGCGCAGUUAAACGACGGACUUGGUGGUAAUCCGGGUACCGGUGGUCUGAUCCUCUGUUUACUGUUGAUUGGUCUCUGAGCAGUCUGCUCAUGGUGCGCGCGCUUGGGGCAGGCCUCGCGACGGUGGCUCGUGAGGUACAGGCGCUGUUAAAAGCGAAUGUGAGUAGCAGACGGUCGGGGAUUGAUCGCAACUCUGCUCCUGCGUUACUGUCUGCACUUCUGACCAGGUCUUUUAACAGCAAGGCCGGAUUAAGAAUGCCGGAAAUAAACACUGACAAUCUUGAUGAGAAGCAGGUGAGCCUGCUGGCAGAGAUGUGCAUUGUGAUCAAUGAAAACGACCAGAAAACGGGAGCAGACACCAAGAAGAACUGCCACCUCAACUCAAACAUUAGCAAAGGAUUACUGCACAGAGCGUUCAGUGUUUUCUUGUUCAACAGUGAAGAAAAGUUGCUCCUGCAGCAAAGAUCUGAUGCUAAGAUCACUUUCCCAGGGUGUUUCACUAAUACAUGCUGCAGCCACCCUUUGUACACGGCACAGGAACUGGAGGACCAGGACGCCAUUGGGGUGAGACGAGCUGCUCAGAGGAGGCUGGAGGCUGAGCUUGGCAUUCCUGUGGAUCAGGUUCCUCCAGAGGAGAUGACCUAUCUGACGCGCAUCCACUAUAAGGCCGAGUCAGACGGAGUGUGGGGCGAGCAUGAGAUCGAUUACAUCCUGUUCAUUCAGAAGGAUGUGGAGCUGCAGCCCGACCCCAACGAGGUGAAAAGCCACCGCUACGUCUCUAAAGAGGAGCUGAAGGAACUGCUGGAGCAGGCUGGAAGGGGCGAGCUGAAAAUUACACCCUGGUUCAGCCUUAUCGCAGACACCUUCCUAUUCAAGUGGUGGGACAACCUCCAAAACCUCAAACAGUUCACCGAUCAUGAGCACAUCCACCGCAUGUGAGCAACGCUGACGAACACUGGACAAUACCAGACGUUUAUGAUGACCUUGUUUUAUCCACUGGCACAGAUUUGAGAGACUAAGUAGUUCAUGUCUGCUGUUCUUUGCUCAAGUUUGCUCUUUGCUCUUUGAGGACAAAUGUCUUUCAAGGAAGAAAUUGGCUGAAAUCCAAUUAACUGAUCACAACAGUAAUUAGACACAAACGAUUCAUCAGAUUUAUUGACUUAGUUUUGAAUUACUUUAGAGAGGUCCUGUUAUUAGCCAAUACACAUCUGUGGCCAUUAGAGGUCAUGUUCAAUUCAAUUCAUUUUCAUGUUUUACUACAGCUAUAUCCUGAUAAGUGUUGCGGUAUAUACGGUUUUCAUAGAUUUGCAGGGCGCAAUACAGUAAUUCACACUGGACUGGACACUAAUCCAUCAGUACAUAGCCAGUCAUGUCUGUUUGUAGGCUACACCGGCCGAUAGCAUAGCCAAGCACCAUCUACGGUACGAGGGAUCUUUAAAUAGUUUCCGCACUUUUAUAUUUUGGUUGGAAACGGUGAGGGUGGGAGGAGUAGUAAUUGGUCGUGUCUGAGAGACUGAGAGAGAGCUCAUAGUCCGGAUUUAAUACCAUCUGAUUUCCACCUUUUUGGAUGCUCAAAGAAGCUUUAAGGGGAAGAAGAUUCUGAUGUGAUAAUGAUGGUAAAGCAGCGGUGCAUCAGUGGCUACACGCUCAACCAAAAACAUUUUUUGCUGAUGGUAUUAAAAAGUUGGUACAAUGCUGGGAAAAAAGCAUCAGAAGGUGACUGUGUAGAAAAGUGAUAAUUCUUAAUAAAUACAGUUAAAAAAAGUGCGGAGACUUUUUGAAGAACCCUCGUAUAAUUCUAUUUAAAAGUAAAGGCAUACAUUUCUUUUUGGACAAUGUUGUGGUGGAGUUUACAGAAAACACUAGGGGCAAGGCAGAAAACCAUGGGCUUUAAAUUAGAGAAAGUAUGACUGAUGUUCUACUUAAAGUUAUUAUUACUAGUAUUAGUAUUGUACUAUACAUUUUGUUUACAAGUUUGGGUGGUAGGUGGUGGAUGUAAGAUAUCAGUCUGAAUAAGUUCAGGUAAAAUUUAUUUGUAUACUGCUUUUAACAAUGAACAUUGUCUCAAAACAUGGAGGAACCAGACUCUGUUUCUUGGGAAGCCUGGUCGAUUUGAAGGACAGUAUCCAACCAAGUGCAUACUUUAUUUAAGCUGGUAUACUUAACUCCAAAUAAAAGUGCUUACACUUUU
Molecule: messenger RNA, 2326 nt
Organism: Trichomycterus rosablanca
Lineage: Eukaryota; Metazoa; Chordata; Actinopteri; Siluriformes; Trichomycteridae
Gene: idi1
Product: isopentenyl-diphosphate delta isomerase 1
Exons: 5
Coding region: 226-1074 (282 amino acids)
Biological process (GO): isopentenyl diphosphate biosynthetic process; isoprenoid biosynthetic process
Cellular component (GO): cytoplasm
Molecular function (GO): isopentenyl-diphosphate delta-isomerase activity
Source: RefSeq, a predicted model, not a curated record